Penicillium alfredii is the source of this 585-nucleotide messenger RNA. RefSeq names its product Rho family GTPase CDC42 (gene cdc42). Bases 1 to 585 code for a protein of 194 amino acids. Gene Ontology annotation, biological process: small GTPase-mediated signal transduction. The record is from RefSeq and is a predicted model, not a curated record. The transcript has 4 exons. Lineage: Eukaryota; Fungi; Ascomycota; Eurotiomycetes; Eurotiales; Aspergillaceae. Gene Ontology annotation, molecular function: GTP binding; GTPase activity.
AUGGUUGUCGCUACCAUCAAGUGUGUCGUGGUGGGGGACGGUGCAGUAGGAAAGACCUGCUUGCUCAUCUCGUACACAACCAACAAAUUCCCCUCGGAAUAUGUGCCCACCGUCUUCGAUAACUACGCCGUGACGGUCAUGAUCGGCGAUGAACCCUAUACCCUUGGUCUUUUCGAUACCGCUGGACAGGAGGAUUAUGAUCGUUUGCGCCCGCUCUCGUACCCUCAGACUGACGUGUUCCUGGUCUGUUUCUCCGUCACGUCGCCCGCUUCUUUCGAGAACGUUCGUGAGAAAUGGUUCCCCGAAGUCCAUCACCACUGCCCCGGUGUCCCCUGCCUCAUCGUCGGCACCCAGACCGAUUUGCGCGAUGACUCCGGUGUCCGUGAGAAGCUUGCCCGACAGAAGAUGCAGCCGAUCCGCAAGGAGGAUGGUGACCGGAUGGCCAAGGAGCUGGGUGCUGUCAAAUACGUCGAGUGCUCGGCUCUGACGCAGUACAAGCUAAAGGAUGUCUUCGACGAGGCAAUCGUGGCCGCGCUGGAGCCGGCGCCCAAGAAGAAGUCAAGAGGCCCCUGUCGCUUGCUGUGA